This is a messenger RNA of Dichomitus squalens LYAD-421 SS1, 2615 nucleotides long. RefSeq lists its product as uncharacterized. The transcript has 4 exons. Lineage: Eukaryota; Fungi; Basidiomycota; Agaricomycetes; Polyporales; Polyporaceae. The record is from RefSeq and is a predicted model, not a curated record. Bases 104 to 2239 code for a protein of 711 amino acids.
GCCCGCCCUCCGCUGCUCUUCGUUUCCCUCCUUACUUCUCCGUUCUUGAAGGCAGUCCUCUCCACGCUGUUUGGCUUCUCCCUUUCUUCACUCUGCUGGCCCCAUGGCCUUGACUGCUACUGCUCACUCAGCUCUGCCUCGAGAACCCGCCUGGGAUGAAGUGAUUGUCCCUGCACUCCGCAAACGUCUAAAGGAUGAGAGCAACGCCCUCGCCAAGCGCAUUUCCGCCGCGUCGAUCACAUCCCUCGAAGAGCAGGCGGGCCAGUACUAUGCCGCACAACGACCUGGCACGUCUACCUCCUCGCACUCGUAUUCGUACUCAAACGGCAGCAAGCCGAGUGCAAUCCCCCGCCCCAGUCUGCAGUCUUCACGGACUGCGGAUUCGUCCUCCGGAACGCACGCAGCUGCCCGUCCGGCCCAGUAUUCGCGUGCGCGUACCCUUUCGCAACCAUUCCCUGUCGAGCCCCCUCACUCCACAGAGCAUUCGUCCCCCCCUUCGGAGACUCGCCCGAUCUCGCCCCUCAACGCUCCCAAGGGCACGCGCAUUCCUGUAUCGCGGACACGAACCGGAAGCACCUCGAGCCAGGCCCAUUCCGUAUACAACGGUUCAAGCUCUACAGGACGCGCGAACGGCUACUCGAAGCAUAGUGGAGAAGCAUCGGAGUCACACCUAUGGCCAGUUGAGGAGCAGAUGCACGGGCAGGCCCAGUCCCCAGCACAGUCCCAGACCUCCCGUUCCACCAUUCAGGUUCCCCGUCGGAAGAUAUCCGACAUCUUUCAAGAACAAGCGCCCUUCACCUCCCAGUCCCUUUCUUCUUCGCACAGCCAGCUCGACUACGCCCCGGAACGGGUUUCGUCAGAUUCGGAGGAGCACCCGUUCGAACAUUGGUAUCGCGGCGACGUCGCGCGCAACGGCGGUGUGGGUGAGCUGCGCGUCGCUCGGCGCCAGGAGAUGCUCGAUAUAGCGAACUACGGGCAUUCGCUACGGAACCCAUCCGGCAAAUCGCACAGCGGGUUAUCCUCGCGCUCUCGGUCAAACUCGCGAGGAAGGGAUAUGCCCAAUGGACGGAUACGGAUGAGACAGCGGUCGGGCAGCGUGGGGGCGCGAGAGAGUAUCUACAUUGACGACGAGGGGGUAGCGGAGGGGGACACGGUAAUGGAUGAGAGGCCUUUGACGGACCUCGACGACGACGGGUACGAAGACCAUUUGGAUGACUAUUAUGCCCAGGCUGUUCAGCCCCACCCGAACGGCUCGAUAUCCUCACCUUCCCUUGAUAUCCGUAGCGAUACCCCCACCAGUCGGCACACGCAAAACACGUCGCGGAGUCGAAUACCUCAGCCCACGUCGCGCUCCCGAACUACGACCCCAACACCUGCCAAGCCAACCCGUAGCACGUCCGAGUCUGGGUUGGCUAGCCCCUCAUCACCCGCGCCUUCCCCUUCAGUGCCGCGUUCGGCUACUCAACCGCUGAAGACUCAAGGCUUGUCGCCUGCAGCAUCAAGUCCUUCGACACCCUCGACGCCCACCGCUAAGCGGCGAGCGAAGAGUCCGGCAAAUGCGACCCCGCAGUCCUCGGCGAAGAAGCAGAAAGCAAAGGCACCUCCUUCGUCCAUGCAGAAACGCUCAGUCGCAAGGAACGAGGAGAACCGCCGGUCCAUCGGGCAGUAUCCGUUGCCCGACGGAGGCGAGGACGCGAUCCCUACAUGGACGCAGCCUCGACCGGCCAACGGUAAUUGGGAUGACGUCGUGCUUCCUGCCGUCGCGAAAAAGAAAGGCCUGCAAGACCAGUACGAGACGGCAGACGGUACGCCCAAGCCCAAGGAGCCCGAACCUGUGGUCAUCGAGCCGGCACCCGGGACAUUCGGCUACGACCCCACGAAAUAUCGCAGGCGAUGGAGCAACCGCCCGGAACAAAUCCCCAUGGACGAAUUUGGCCAGCCCAAGACUCAGCUCCCUCCUACGGAAGACGUCUCUGUACCUGAACCAGAGGAGCACCUCAUGCCCACGACGCCCACCGUACCCACUACUCCCCGCUCAUUCGACCGGUCACGUAUUGAGUCUCCACCGCCCUUCGCGCACUAUCAGACAGGUGGGCAGGAGCUGCUACCACCUCUACACAUGCAGAUGGAAGCAUCGCAUCAAAUGUCGCCGCUGGGUGGCAAGGAGCAGCCACAGCAACAGCCACUGACGGCGGACGAGGAGGACAGCGGGGGAUGCUGCAAAUGCGUCAUUAUGUGACAUAUCUUGGUUAUGCCGCGUGUUGCCUCUCCGCUCGUUCGCUUAUUAGUCCCUGUGGUCUUCUCACGUGCGUCCUUAUGAUAACCUGUCGACUUGUUGUCGGGGUUGAACGCUGUGACUCUCAUUGAUCUCUUGUCUCUCACUCGGGCUGUGCGGACGUGUGUCUGUGUCCUUACAUUUCCGUCCCCAUCCCUCAUCCUCGUGUUCCGUGCUUUGCAUUGCAUUCCGCGCGUUCAUCCUCUGACGUCCACCCCAGCCACUUCGCCAUUACCAUGUACGUAUUAUGCUUGCCGCUUUUCACCCGCAUUUUUGUCACUAUCAGGAUGUCCCUUCCCUCUUUCUCAACCGUCAUCCCCCAACAUUUACAUCACCGCCC